This is a messenger RNA of Prorocentrum cordatum, 1924 nucleotides long. Lineage: Eukaryota; Dinophyceae; Prorocentrales; Prorocentraceae. The record is from the annotation of a GenBank genome assembly.
GAGGAGGAGGAGGAGGAGCCAGAAGCGGGGGACUGAUGGGAGGAGGAAGAGAAGGAGAUGGCAAGGGGCAGGAACUCCAAAUCCGAUUGGAAUAGGUUACAGCUCAACACAACGCGUUAUCCAGCAGAGAGGGAAAGAGGCAGCCUCGCUCAGCCACGAAACUGCCUCGCCUCAGCAAGGGAACUGCCUGCUGCCCGUCACAGCCACAUUUCUGCUGUGGAUUCCGGAGGAGGAGGAGGAGGAGCCAGAAGCGGGGGACUGAUGGGAGGAGGAAGAGAAGGAGAUGGCAAGGGGCAGGAACUCCAAAUCCGAUUGGAAUAGGUUACAGCUCAACACAACGCGUUAUCCAGCAGAGAGGGAAAGAGGCAGCCUCGCUCAGCCACGAAACUGCCUCGCCUCAGCAAGGGAACUGCCUGCUGCCCGUCACAGCCACAUUUCUGCUGUGGAUUCCGCAGAGGAGGAGGAGGAGGAGGAGGAAGAGGAGGAGGAGGAAGAAGAGGAGGAGGCUGAGGAGUUGUGCCCGCCCGCUUUCAGGGAAGCUGCGCAUGAACCUGCGCCAACGAGGCUGCCAGCGUCUUCUACAAGGCUGCUCUCUGAAUUACAGCGACAGGGCACUUUGAGCAUGUGGAUUCUGUGUAUGCUUGAUCAAGUUCCGAGGCCACGCCUCAAAGGGAACUCUCCUAUUCGUCCUCGCUCUCUCCUCGUCGCCGUACCCCCCCAGGCACGCCCUUCACGAUGAGUAGCAGGCUCAGCGCAGUUGCCAUCUGAAAGGCGUGCCGGAUGCGAUGUCUUUGCCGCACGCGGAUCGUAAUAGCAGUUCCUGAUCACGCCGCGGAAGCUCCCAGGCACGCACCGCGACUGUUCGGGGCAGUGGUGAUGUUGCGACGAAGAUCGUUGCAGCCGAAACUCGCUCGCCACCUGCAGGGUGCAGCUCAGCGCGCACUUGCCUACGUAACCCGACGCCCUCCUGCUGCUCAGAAGUGCCAUGGGGCUAGAAGUCAAGCGUGCAAUGUGAAAACCCAAUGCAACCAACAAGGCCACCACAUUGAGGCCAGCCGGCACACAGCUAGUGCACAGCUGGGCGCACGCGGGCGUUGUAACAUGGCAGCGAAGAAGGAAACAAAAACGCGACGACGGUGCCCGCUGUGCUAAAACAACACGGCGUUGCGGGGGCCCCAUACCACCUGCGACGCUCGGCGUCUUAGCCCCAGCGGGUGGCACGCCGCCGAACUCACCGAGCAGGCGUGGCUUGGACAGCCAAUCCAGCCAACUCAUAAUUAUUCUGGUGGUAGGACACCGCACGAAAAUCGAUUUAAACCCCACUUUGGAUGUGGGAAAACACAGGACACUGUCUCACUCGCUGUUGGUCGUUUCUUUAGUGGCGUCACCCGCGCUGAACGUCAGCUGUUUUUGUACCACCACGGUGCUCAGAAGACCGAGCCACUGCACAAAUAACAUAUUUUAUCUUGUGCUCUGGCCCGCGUUUGUAGCGAGAGCGCAAAGACUGUCGAAGGUCCGACUUAAAACGAAGAGACUGGGCGAACAAACUUCUCUUCACAGUCCAAGGGCCGCAACAUCGUCGGCCAAACGCAUGGCUUCUUCCACAGGCCGUGGCCGAGAAAAACGACGCGCUGGUAUAGUUCUACGAACGGAAAGCACCAUUCAUUUAUAUGCACUUUCCAAGCCAUCCUCCUCUUCAACCUCCCAGUGAACAGCCUCGCCGCUGGCCGGCCCAAGACCGACCCAAAUCAUUUCAAAUGGGCCGGCCCAGGCGGCCGCGAUGGCGAGGUCGGCAAGGCCGCUGCCAGUGGUCCCAUUCCAUCUCGCUUCCUUAAGACGAAGCCAGGACGAAGAUAAAUCCGGGUGACAUUAACUCGAGGAUCUCUGAGAUUUGGGACUUCGACAACCUCCGAAGGGCAAGCUC